Haliotis rubra (blacklip abalone) is the source of this 1379-nucleotide messenger RNA. RefSeq names its product major royal jelly protein 3-like. The record is from RefSeq and is a predicted model, not a curated record. The transcript has a single exon. Bases 8 to 1195 code for a protein of 395 amino acids. NCBI's taxonomy places the organism in Eukaryota, Metazoa, Mollusca, Gastropoda, Lepetellida, Haliotidae.
CUUGACCAUGUUGGCAUGUACAGUCCUCCUGGUCGCCGUUCUCGGCAGCAGGUUUGCAGAUUCCGCCAUAGAGUAUAAAUGGCGCGCUAUAGACUUUGAUUGGCCAAGCAAUUCACUGAAACAGGCAUCCAUAAAAAACGGAAGCUUCAUCAUAAAAAAUAACCUCAUCUCAGGCAUAAAGAUUUACAAAGACAGCGUGUACUUGACGAUUCCUCGUACUAAAAAGGGCGUUCCAUCUACUGUUAAUGUAGUAGUACAGAAAGAUGGGGAGGCCAUCCUCAAACCCUUCCCCAGCUGGGACAUGCAGAAAGUGGGGGACUGUUCAGCCAUCCAGUUCGCCCAGAGCUUUGAAAUUGACCCUGUAUCUGGAUGGAUGUGGAUUAUUGACACUGGUUUACACAUAAUCGCCGACCCGGGGCAGUUCUUGUGUCCUGCCAAGUUGGUGAUCUACGAUAUAAACGCCAAGAAGGUUAUCCGAGUUCAUACUUUUCCCGAAGCCGUCGCUCCAAAGAUGAGGACGUACCUGAACGAUAUCGUGAUUCAUAAAAUUUCAGGAAAGCCUGCUUAUGCCUACAUCAGCGAUACUGGAACAUCCAAACUUGUUGUCUAUGAUUUCAGAAAGGACAAAUCGUACACAUUUUCAGACAAGAGCAUGGCAGCCGAGCAGGGCUCAGCUACUACAAUCGAUUUUGACCACACCAAAUUUGUGUCACAUACACCGAUAAAUGGCAUUGCCCUCUCCCCCGACCACAGGUAUCUUUACUACUGCCCCUUGUCCACAUUUAAACUUUACCGUGUUCCCACGUCAGUGCUUGCGAAUGAAAAUGCCGACAUCAGCAGAUCUGUCAAAAACCUUGGAAACAAAGUUUCCCAGACCGGAGGCAUGAUAGCUGGAAGUAAAAGUUUGUAUUAUGGAGCGCUGAAUUCGAAUGCUGUGUACAAAUGGGAUUUCACUAAGGACAUAGCAAUGGCGGCGUCUGUUGAUGAUGUUACCCUGAAAACACAGACUCAGGUGGUAAAGGAUGAUAUGCGCAUGAAAUGGGUUGACAGCUUUGCUAUGGACACCAGUGGUCAUCUCUGGUUUACAGUAAAUGACGUGCCUCGGUUCCUGGGAAAUACAAUGGACUUUAGUGCCACGGGCCCAUUCAAUAUGUUCAUUUGGAAGGUUGAUGUUGGUGAAAAGAGUUACAUGUAAAAAAUCGACAUUUGUCCAAUACCAAGAAGCUUUGUUUACCCCCCAAAUAUUCUAUGGCUUCGAUCGGAACAUACGAUUCAUAGGCUUUUACAUAUAUCAAGCUCUGUAGUAUAGUUACGUACUUUCUCCACCCAAUAUUGUUAGGAACCUAUCGCAUGUAUGUGAAUAAAAUACCUUAGCGAUA